Molecule: messenger RNA, 1887 nt
Organism: Penicillium samsonianum
Lineage: Eukaryota; Fungi; Ascomycota; Eurotiomycetes; Eurotiales; Aspergillaceae
Exons: 5
Coding region: 1-1887 (628 amino acids)
Source: RefSeq, a predicted model, not a curated record
AUGAAUACCACACAGGAGUUCUCACGGCCCGACUUGGUGCGUCGGUUCACUAAUGAACUUAAGGCCGAUUCAGAUCUAGCUUCUCAGGUCAAGUCGUACCAAGAUGACUUGGACAUAGAGAUUCAUACGCAGGACAAAUUGCGCAUGGAUCGCAUUUAUUAUGGACAACCGCCGAUAGAGAGUUAUUUUAAAGGGCUCGAACUAGCGCGUCAAACGCUUCAAUCCAAAUGCGAUGAAUUCUUCAAGUCUUUGGAUGAAAAGGUAGAAGCAGAAAAGAGCAAAUCAGGACUCUCGCGAUUCUUGCAUCGAAAUGCGACCGAACAGAAACUGGCUAGUUACAUCCGCCAACGAGGGGAGCUCACAGUGAAUCAAGUUACUUCUAUCGUCAAUGAGGUGGAGGCCCAAUGGACAGAGUCAAACAGCAAGGCGGCGACGAACUUCGUGAAGAUAUGCCAAAGGUUUGACGCACAUAAGCAAAUUUUUCAGUGUUUCCCAAGUCAAACCACUUACACAUCUGCUUUGUGUGGUGCUGUCACGAUGGUCAUUCAGGCUUCGGUCAAUUACUCGACGAUUGCGGAAAAGCUAUCAGGCUAUAUAGCGGAGCUGUCAGAGAGCAUCGCAGUUUGUACACAGUGGCUCGACCUCUACGACAACCCGGCCAUGCAAGCACGACUGUCCGAUAUCUAUACGCAAUAUUUCCAUUUCUUCAUUAAGGUAGCCACCUGGUAUAUGAAACCAAAACCUUCAAAAUGGCUCGACUCGUUCAACUCGAACUUUACGACUGGCUACGAGGACACGACAGAAACGAUCAAACGGUCCAUUCUACUCAUCCGUGAUCAGGCGUUAGUCGAGAACGCAUGGCAGCUAAAUAGGCUUGACCAGUCAUUUACUUCCUUUGAAAAGAGGCUCUUUGCAUGGGUGAACGAAAUUCGAAACGAGAAAAAUGAGGCUGGGGGAACAAUGACUACCCUGAUGUUGCAGAUGACUGAACGCAUGGGUCUGUGGGAAGAACGCUUCGAACGUAUGCAGCUGCAAGCUCAGCACGAUACCGGAAAAACAAUAGAAACAGGGCCUACAUCGGUAAACGAAAGAGAAAUCGCAGAAAUUGAGGAUGUUCCUCGGGGUCUCAGUAGGUCCGAGGCCAAAUUGGCCUGCCAACACCUUCAGUCACAGAUUGAUCAAACGGGAGGCAGUGAUGGAAUCAGACUCGCUCUCCAAACAGGACGACUUGUCGCCGAGCCUACCAUUGUCCAAACCCUCGGGAAUUGGGCACAAGCUACAUCAGGCAAUGCUCUCAAACUCUGGAUUAUCAGUCCCUUCGAAACAGGCCCACAAACCAGCGCCCAACUCGCCGCUCUCGGGGUUAUUUGGACGGCAAUCCGAGCUCGAGCUCAAUUUGUAUCCUACAUCUGCCAACGACCCCGGUAUGGAAGUAACCCUGAGAUUCACAACAUCGAAGACAAAGCCGGCGUCAUGGCGAUGGUUUACAGUUUGAUCUUCCAGCUGCUGCAAUUCCAACCGCGUGAUGACAAAGUGUACCUACAGCCGGAGAUGCUCAAUCGACUCACACAGCCGGGGGAGCGUUGGACGACGGGCUUAAUGCUGCUUAAAUACCUGUUGGAGAAUACACCUACCCUGCGGUACUGCAUCGUCUCUGGGAUCAACCUUCUUGAAGGAGGCGCACGGGACAUGUGCCAGGAGUUUGUGGACUUGCUCUUUGCGCAUUCCAGGAAUACCGAUUGGCCACUCCGGAUUCUUUUUACUACUUCUGGACAGUCCCGGUCGCUUGAUGGUACUGUGGACAAGGAAAGCAAGGUCAUGUCUCACAGCACCUUUCGUCAGAUGAAGGGGAGACUCGUAUACCGAGAUGUCCAAAUGUCCGGUUAA